AUGGGCAAAAGAAGCAGGCAGCGACAGAAAAACCAGACUAGUGGAAGAGACAACAGAGACAACGCAGGUUGGGGUGCAGGUUAUGCUGACAUUGUCAAAGAAAACAAGCUUUUUGAGCAUUAUUACAAGAAACUUGGUCUCGUGCCUGAUGAAGAGUUUGAGCAAUUUAUGGAAGCCAUGAGGGAGCCCCUUCCAGCAACCAUUCGUAUUACUGGAUACAAGAGCCAUGCCAAAGAAAUCCUCCACUGUCUGAAAGACAAGUACUUUAAAGACAUUAAGGACUUGGAAAUUGAUGGUCAGACCAUUGAAGCCCCACAACCCUUAAGUUGGUAUCCUGAUGAACAGGCCUGGCACACAAACAUGAGCAGGAAAAUAAUCAGAAAGUCACCACUCUUGGAGAAGUUCCAUCAGUUUUUAGUCAGCGAGACAGAGUCUGGUAACAUUAGUAGACAAGAAGCUGUCAGUAUGAUUCCUCCCCUGCUCAUGAAGAUUGAACCACACCACAAGAUUUUGGACAUGUGUGCUGCUCCAGGGUCUAAAACGACCCAGCUCAUUGAGAUGCUGCAUGCGGACAUGGAUGUGCCUUUUCCGGAGGGUUUUGUCAUUGCCAACGAUGUGGACAACAAGCGCUGCUAUCUGCUUGUGCAUCAGGCUAAACGUCUAAACAGCCCCUGCAUUAUGGUGAUCAACCACGAUGCUUCAUGCAUUCCGACUCUACACAUUACUUCAGAUGGAAAAAGAGACAUCCUCUUCUAUGACCGCAUCUUGUGCGAUGUACCAUGCAGUGGUGACGGUACAAUGAGGAAGAAUAUUGAUGUGUGGAAGAAAUGGACCACAAGCAACAGCCUGCAUCUUCAUGGGCUCCAGCUGCGUAUUGCAGUACGUGGGGUUGAACAGCUGGCAGUUGGAGGCAGAAUGGUCUACUCCACCUGUUCUCUCAACCCCAUAGAGGACGAGGCUGUUAUUGCUGCACUGCUCGAAAAGAGUGAAGGAUCACUAGAGCUUGUGGAUGCCUCAGCUGAUCUUCCAGGUCUCAAGUGGAUGCCUGGUGUCACUUCUUGGCAGCUGAUGACAAAAGACGGAACAUGGUUUUCAGACUGGUCUGUAGUUCCUACUUGUCGGCACACACAAAUCCGACCAACCAUGUUCCCACCUAAAGACCCUGAGUUGUUGGCCAGCAUGCAUUUGGAAAGAUGUAUGAGGAUUUUGCCUCAUCAUCAAAAUACAGGGGGCUUCUUUGUGGCUGUUCUGUUAAAGAAAGCUCCAAUGCCAUGGAACAAAAGAUUUCCUAAGGUAAGAAAGGAGGUCUCCACAGCCCCCUCCUCCUCCCCAAUCACUAUCCCUGAGAGCACUGCCGCUGAUAUGGAGGACGAGUCUGAGACAACAGAGGAGCCACAAGCAGAAGGAGAGGCACCCAAAGAGGCUGCAGUGGCCCAGGAGACCAGUGCUAAACAAGAGGGAGUGUGUGGACCUCCACCAAAUAAGAAGAUGAAGCUUUUUGGGUAUAAGGAAGACCCCUUUGUGUUCCUAACAGAAGAUGAUCCGGUGUUCACAACCAUACAAUCUUUUUACGACCUAUCUCCAGACUUUCCCAAAUUAAACGUUUUAACCAGGACUCACGACGGCAAGAAGAGGCACUUGUACAUGGUGUCCAAGGAGCUGCGCAAUGUGCUUCUCAACAACAGCGAGCGCAUGAAGGUCAUAAAUACUGGAGUAAAGGUGUGGUCUCGGAACAGUGACGGAGAGGAGUUUGGCUGUGCUUUUAGAUUAGCCCAAGAGGGUAUUUACAGCGUCCAGCCUUACAUUCGCUCCAGGAUGAUCACGGUGAACGUGGAAGACGUCAAGGUGCUAUUAACGCAGGAGAACCCCUUCCUUAGCAAACUACAAGAUGAUGCUCAUGCUCAGGCCAAGAAGAUCGGAAUGGGAAGCAUAGUGCUGAAGUAUAUUCCAAACCCCAAUAACCCCUCAGAGCCACAGUGUCCUAUCCAGCUGUGCGGGUGGAGAGGAAAAACGUCAAUCCGCGCUUUUGUUCCCCGCAACGAGAGAUUCCAUUACCUUCGGAUGUUGGGGGUCGAGGUGUUCCGAGACAAACAGGGCCAGGGGCAGAAACACGGGGAUGGAGAAAAGGAGGAAAAGGGACUGGAGGAGGAGACCGGGGAGGAUCUGGACUCAAAGGACCACGAUGUAAAAGAAACGGAACCAAAGUCUGAAAAUGGUGAUCCAGUGAAAAGCUGA
Molecule: messenger RNA, 2235 nt
Organism: Knipowitschia caucasica
Lineage: Eukaryota; Metazoa; Chordata; Actinopteri; Gobiiformes; Gobiidae
Source: the annotation of a GenBank genome assembly